GUAAUGACGCCUCCCACUGUGAUUGGCUGACGUUCCUUCCCCUCGCUGCACGGUUGAAGGUGAAGUUAUCGUUUAGUUGUCUCGCCUAAAAUGUCAACUAGUAGGUUUUUAACCAUGCACGCUCACAUGUGUAAGCGACUGGCUCACAGGUAUUUUUUAAGAAGCUACACAUCUCACUCUUCACUUAAUGAAGUUGUCAUUGUCAGUGCAGUCCGCACUCCAAUAGGCUCCUUCAAAGGGAGCCUGGCGGCAGUUCCAGCCACCAAACUGGGCUCCGUCGCCAUUAAGGCAGCUGUAGAGAAAGCAGGAAUUCCUCCUGAAGAGGUGAAGGAAGUUUACAUGGGCAACGUGCUUCAAGCAGGACAAGGACAAGCUCCCACACGACAGGCUUUGCUCGGAGCAGGCUUGACCUUCAGCACUCCAGCAACGACUAUUAACAAAGUGUGUGCAUCUGGGAUGAAGUCCAUCAUGAUGGCAGCCCAGAGUCUGAUGUGUGGACACCAGGAUGUGAUGGUGGCAGGAGGCAUGGAAAGCAUGUCCAAUGUGCCCUAUGUGAUGGCCAGAGAGACACCACAAUACGGAGGAAUUAAGUUGGAAGACCUCAUUGUUAGCGACGGCCUCACUGAUGUCUACAACAAAUUUCACAUGGGCAACUGUGCUGAGAACACAGCCAAGAACUGUAACAUCACUAGAGAGGAGCAGGACGCCUAUGCCAUCAACUCAUACACUCGUAGCAAAACAGCACAUGAGACUGGCAUGCUGGCCAAGGAGAUUAUACCAGUUAGCAUACCACAGAGAAACAAACCUGGUGUGGUGGUGUCGGAGGAUGAGGAGUGGAGGCGGGUCGACUUCAGCAAAGUUCCUAAGCUGAAAGCAGUUUUCCAGAAAGAGAAUGGUAAAGAUGAGCAGUCGGAGAUCAACCCUUAG
This is a messenger RNA of Nematolebias whitei (Rio pearlfish), 927 nucleotides long. Its product is annotated as acetyl-CoA acetyltransferase, mitochondrial. The coding region runs from base 91 to 927 and encodes 278 amino acids. Gene Ontology annotation, biological process: fatty acid beta-oxidation. The record is from RefSeq and is a predicted model, not a curated record. Gene Ontology annotation, molecular function: acetyl-CoA C-acetyltransferase activity. Lineage: Eukaryota; Metazoa; Chordata; Actinopteri; Cyprinodontiformes; Rivulidae. The transcript has 8 exons.